CAGAGAGAACGUAACCACGUGCACCACUCCGCAACGAGUGCACUUUUAGUUACGUAGUAGUUAGCCUUCUAAGGUUGUGUUGUCAGUACUGCAUCAGUGGGAGUGUGAGACAAUACAUAUAGGCAGAACAUCAAAACCAACGUUUCUAUCUUUCUGUACCUAGUUCAUUCGUCACACCAAGUGGACGUUGUCACCAGUUUCGUCAUGUUUCAGGAUUGCAACAGCUGGGUGAUUCGGGAUGGAACAGUUUUGUGUGAAGGAAUGUCCCUUGAGCACCUGAGAAGGGAUCUUCAGUAUCAGUAUGGCCCCGGAGCGUCACCCUUGUUUGUGUACUCGUGUGCCACGCUGGUACACAAUGUCCGCUGCUAUCUCGACGCACUCAAAUCAAUGGGAGCAGCUGGGGUACUGGCGUACUCAAUGAAGGCCAACGGCAACCCAAGAGUGGCGGCAGCGCUGCUGGAGGCGGGUGUGCAGCGUGCCACUUGUGUUAGUGGUAAUGAAAUGAAAGCGGCAAUCAGAGCUGGAUUUCCAUUAAAUAAACUUAUUCUCAACGGAAAUGGAAAGCGCAAGUGGGAGGUGGAGGAAGCUGUGCGCGGUGGAUCAUUGCUUAAUGUGGACUCCAUCUUUGAUGCGUGUCGAGUGGUGGAAGUAGCAACCGAUGUGGGAUUACAGGCGAAAUUACUUUUGCGCCUUAACCCAGCUAUUGACGCCCUCACCCACCCGUACCUCUCCACAGCCAUGGCAGACUGCAAGUUUGGAAUAGAGGAAAGUCAAGUGAAACAGGUGCUGGGCGUGCUGUGGUCAGCACGGAACAGUGUGAAGGUCGAGGGCGUGCAUGUCCACUUGGGGUCUGCUAUCACAGACUUAUCUGUUUAUGGUAAUGUGAUGCAAUCCGUCUCUCGUGUUCUUUAUCAGAUUCGACAGUUUGGAUGGCAUGAUGCGGCUGUGGUGAACCUUGGAGGUGGCCUGGGAGUCUUCCCCGCGCCACACCAACUGCCCAGGGACCACCCACUGGCCCUCAUCGACACUGGCACUUCUAUGGAUCCCACGCCCACUCCUGCGGAUCUAAUGAAGGUGGUAUUACCUUUGCUACCAGAAGGUGUCACCCUGAUCCUCGAACCAGGCAGAUCUCUAGUGGCUUCUGCAGGUGUGUUGAUGACGGAGAUUUUGGGAGUAAAGACAAAUGGAGGAAAGGUGUUUGUAGUGACAGAUGCUGCCAUGACUGAGGUUAUUCGUCCCGCCCUUUACGGCUCUAAGCAUCCUGUGACUCGUCUCACGCAGCCAAAGACUGACACAAUCCUGAAGGAGGCUGCGCAUUUAGUGGACGUGGUAGGACCGGUGUGUGAGAGCGGCGAUUACUUGGCAAAGGAUUGUCGAUUACCGCCUCCAGCAGUUACCCAGGGGGACUGCCUGCUAGUGUGGAUGACAGGGGCAUACUGUUCUGCUAUGGCUUCCAACUACAACAUGCGACCUCACGUAAUGGAGGUCAUGGUUCACGGUCCCGCCAAUUACAAGAUUAUUCGACGCCCGCAGAAUUUUGAUGACAUCAUGAAGGAGUACCAGUAAGAAGCAUCGAAGUAGAAUUAUUACUGCUAGACUUUUCACAGUUAUUAAAACCUCAAGCUAUGUACAUUGCCUUGCAAAUAUUAACACCUUAAUACUGUAAUGUAACUCUUUAAUUCUGGUAUUUUUAUCAAGAUAAAGGAUAGACUGUAAUUAAAGCUUUUACUGUAAUGUUUUCUCUAACAGGGAUCAUGAUAUCAGGAACAAAAUAAGUGAUUAUUAAUAAAUGAAAAGUGGCUUA
Molecule: messenger RNA, 1804 nt
Organism: Portunus trituberculatus (swimming crab)
Lineage: Eukaryota; Metazoa; Arthropoda; Malacostraca; Decapoda; Portunidae
Product: probable diaminopimelate decarboxylase, chloroplastic
Exons: 8
Coding region: 205-1566 (453 amino acids)
Molecular function (GO): diaminopimelate decarboxylase activity
Source: RefSeq, a predicted model, not a curated record